AAAAUUAUUGCAAAGAUGGUUGUUUUGUCGGCAAUUGCAUUGUUGUAUUUUUCUCUAUUGGCGUCCACUGUGGCAAAUCUUAAUUAUACAAUUUUCAUCGACGAUUAUGGAACCCCACACUUGAUCGAUCUCAACGAACCUGAAUUUACACAGGCAGAACUCGAACAAAUUGACGAGUCUGCUCAAAACACCACCUUCUAUUUGUAUACUCGAAAGAACCCAGUAAUUGGACAGCAGCUAUUCAUCGAUGAUCUGGAUAGCGUAAAAAAGAGUUUUUGGAAUCCUGAUCAUCCUACUCGACUAGUCACUCAUGGAUGGAAAGGAAAUUCCGAAAAUCCCAGUUGUACUCAGAUUCGAGAUGCUUAUCUCAAUGUCGGUGAUUACAAUGUCAUUCUAAUUGAUUGGCGUGAAGCAGCCAAAUAUGACUGGUAUUGGAAAUCCGUGAGAAGCGUGCCAUUCGUGUCGCAACGCGUGGCUUCUCUGAUAGAUUUCCUCGAAAACAACGCGAAUCUUGAUCCUGGUAAAACUACAGUGAUCGGACAUUCCAUGGGAGCGCAUGUCGCCAGUCUCGGCGCUCGUUUCGCGACCAGCGAGAUUGCCGAAGUAGUCGCUACAGAUCCUGCGGGACCUGCUUUCGAAUCCAAACCACCAGGAAAAAGGGUGGACAAAUCAGACGCAGUUCUGGUACAGGUGAUACACACCUGCGCGAAAUAUGUAGGAAUGAAAUCAGCAGUCGGCACUUCUGAUUUUUAUCCCAAUGGCGGCAUACAGCAACCAGGAUGUGGUCCGAUCGACGAUUCCAAGGCAACGGGAUGUGCACACGCGAGGUCUUAUUUAUAUUACGUCGAAUCGAUUACAAACCCAACAGGUUUCCGCGCUGGAGAUGUGUUCAUGGGCGGACCAUCCCUCGAUCCGAACGCACGUGGAACGUACAUUCUACAGACUGCCAGCGAAUCACCAUUCGCGCUCGGAUAACAAUACAUUUUACACUUAUUCUUUGUAUAUAUUCCUACACUUCUUGUAUACAUUCUAUAUUAAAAUCUUUUCUUUUAAUCUAGA
Messenger RNA from Pogonomyrmex barbatus (red harvester ant), 1059 nucleotides. Its product is annotated as pancreatic triacylglycerol lipase. Gene Ontology annotation, molecular function: lipase activity; serine hydrolase activity. Lineage: Eukaryota; Metazoa; Arthropoda; Insecta; Hymenoptera; Formicidae. The record is from RefSeq and is a predicted model, not a curated record. Gene Ontology annotation, biological process: lipid catabolic process.